Colletotrichum aenigma is the source of this 378-nucleotide messenger RNA. It is a transcript of the gene BCHE-0, whose product is annotated as Cholinesterase. The record is from RefSeq and is a predicted model, not a curated record. The coding region runs from base 1 to 378 and encodes 125 amino acids. The transcript is spliced from 2 exons. NCBI's taxonomy places the organism in Eukaryota, Fungi, Ascomycota, Sordariomycetes, Glomerellales, Glomerellaceae.
AUGGCCGGGGUCAACAAGUUUCUAGGGGUUCGAUAUGCUGCCCCUCCUGAACGAUUCGCACCUCCAGCUCCUGCAUCUAUGACGCCCCACAGCGAUGCGAAGGACGCGACCAAAUUUGCUCCUUCUUGUAUACAAGCUAUUCCAGCUCCCAUUGCCGCCCAGAUGGGCAAUAUGGGUCCGCAAAGCGAAGAUUGUUUGUUUGUGAACGUCUUCGCCCCGUCGUCUCCGCCACCUCCCGAAGGAAGAACUGUAAUGGUGUGGUAUUACGGCGGAGGCUUCCAAUUCGGUAGCGCCAAUACUCCCAUGUUUGACGGUUCAAGCUUCGCCCAGAACCAGGAUGUGAUUGUCGUAACUCCUAAUUAUCGCACAAGUGGUUAG